UCAAAAUCUGAGAAGAGUAUUCUCAACAAUUAAGGAUUCUUCUUCUCUUUUCUUUUCUUUCCUUUCGUCAGAAUGCGAGAGAUUUUCCGCGUAAAUUGAUCAACAAAUCCGCCAUUGUUGCGCCAUUAUUUUCUCUCUCCUCUUUCACAACUCUUUUCUUCACUUCUCUGAGUUAACCCUUUUCCUUUUUUAGAGAGAGAAACUAACGAACUCCUAGAAUUUAAUUUCAAGCGCUCCAAGAGAGAGAGAUUCGGCUGAAAAUGGAGAUGUUACUGUUGCAGAACGAUCAACAGCAGUUUCAGCAGCAGAAUUUGCAAUCACAACAGCAUAAUUCGCAGCAAUUACAGCAUAAUUCGCAGAAUUUGCAAAAUUUACAGCAGAUUCAGCGACAAUUGCAGGUUUCUAGGGUUCCGUUUUCGCUCGAUCGUAAUGAUUCUUUUGUUUUUCAUUCUGAGCAUCAGCCGCAGCAGCAGCUGCAGUUGCCGUUGUCUUCGACUUCGACGGUUAAGUCUUCGCAGUCGCAGUCGCAGGCUUUGGAUCCUCGACAAGUUGAUGACAAUUUGUUGCUGACUCUUGCCCAUCAAAAGUACAAAUCUGGGAACUACAAGCAAGCACUUGACUUCAGCAAUAAUUUGUUCGAGAGAAACCCUCGCCGUACAGAUAAUCUUUUGCUAUUGGGUGCUAUUUAUUAUCAGCUGCAUGAUUACGAUACAUGCAUCGCAAAAAAUGAAGAAGCUCUUCGAAUUGAUCCUCAUUUUGCAGAGUGUUAUGGUAACAUGGCAAAUGCAUGGAAGGAGAAAGGAAAUAUUGAUGUAGCUAUCCGCUAUUACUUGAUUGCAAUUGAGCUUCGACCCAAUUUUGCUGAUGCAUGGUCCAAUUUAGCCAAUGCUUAUAUGCGGAAAGGACGGGUUACAGAAGCCUCGCAAUGCUGCCGACAGGCCCUUGCAUUGAAUCCUAAUCUGGUUGAUGCUCGUUGUACGCUGGGUAAUUUGAUGAAAGCCCAAGGCCUGGUCCAGGAGGCUUACAAUUGUUAUGUUGAGGCUCUUCGUGUCCAGCCUAAACUUCCUGUUGCUUGGACUAAUCUUGCUGGGCUUUUUACGGAGACAGGAGAUUACAAUAACGCUGUUCAGUGCUACAAGGAAGCUAUCAAACACAAGCCAACAUGUGUAGAUGCCUAUCUUAAUUUAGGAAAUGUUUACAAGACUCUGGGAAUGCCCCAAGAAGCUAUGUUAUGUUACCAACAUUCACUGCAGAUCCGACCAGACCAUGCUAUAGCUUAUGGCAAUCUUGGUAGUAUAUAUUAUGAGCAAGGACAGAUGGAUAUGGCAAUUGCUCACUUUGAACGUGCCAUUGCUCGUGAUCCUGGAUUCUUGGAAGCUUACAAUAAUUUGGGUAAUGCACUGAAAGAUGCUGGCCGAGUUGAGGAUGCUGUUCAGUACUAUCGUCAAUGUCUCUCACUGCAACCUAGCCAUCCACAAGCGCUGACUAAUCUUGGUAACAUCUAUUUGGAGUGGAAUUUAAUUGGUACUGCUGCUCAGUGUUAUAAGGCUACCCUUAAUGUCACCACAGGAUUAUCUGCCCCAUACAAUAACCUUGCAAUAAUUUAUAAGCAGCAGGGUAAUUAUGCGGAUGCUCUGACUUGCUACACAGAAGUUCUUAGGAUUGAUCCGAUGGCAGCUGAUGCGCUCCUCAACAGGGGAAAUACAUAUAAGGAAAUUGGAAGAGUUAAUGAAGCUAUCCAGGAUUAUAAAAGUGCUAUUGAGGUUCGCCCUAGUUUGGCAGAGGCUCAUGCAAAUUUGGCUUCAGCUUAUAAAGACAGUGGCCAUGUGGAAGCAGCUAUAAAAAGCUAUAAGCAUGCGUUGUUGUUACGUCCUGACUUCCCAGAGGCAACAUGUAAUCUCCUUCAUACAUUACAGUGUGUAUGUGACUGGGAGGGUUUAGAUAACAGGCUCAUUGAAGUUGAGCGCAUACUAAGGCGGCAAAUUCAGAUGUCUGUUGUUCCAAGUGUGCAACCCUUUCAUGCCUUUGCUUACCCUCUGGAUCCAUUGCUCGCACUUGAAAUUAGUCGUAAAUACGCAGAGCAUUGUUCUCUUGUUGCUGCUCGAUAUUCAAUUCCUUCCUUCAGUUAUCCUGCUCUGUUGCCUGUAAAGACUGAUGAAGGGAGCAGGCGGUUGAGGGUCGGAUAUGUCAGUAGUGAUUUUGGUAAUCAUCCCUUGUCACAUCUUAUGGGUUCUGUCUUUGGUAUGCACAACAGAGAAAAUGUGGAGGUCUUCUGUUAUGCCUUGAGUCCAAGUGACGGUUCUGAGUGGAGGCUGCGCACACAGUCAGAAGCUGAGCACUUUGUUGAUGUCUCAUCUUUGUCAUCUGAUGCGAUAGCUAAAUUAAUUAAUGCGGACAAUAUUCAGAUCCUUGUUAACCUUAAUGGGUAUACGAAGGGUGCAAGGAAUGAAAUAUUUGCUAUGCAACCUGCUCCUGUACAGGUUUCAUACAUGGGAUUCCCUGGAACCAUGGGUGCUUCUUACAUACAAUAUCUGGUGACAGAUGAGUUUGUUUCUCCUAGUCAUUUGUCACACCUUUACUCGGAGAAGCUAGUUCAUGUUCCCAAUUGCUACUUUGUUAAUGAUUAUAAACAGAAAAAUCGUGACGUAUUGGAUCCCAGCACCAAACCUAAACGGUCAGAUUAUGGGCUGCCUGAGGAUAAGUUCAUCUUUGGAUGCUUUAAUCAGCUGUACAAGAUAGAUCGUGACAUUUUUGACACUUGGUGCAAUAUUCUUAAGCGUGUUCCAAACAGUGCUCUCUGGCUUCUGAGGUUUCCAGCUGCAGGCGAGACUAGGCUUCGUGCAUACGCUGCUGCAAGGGGUGUGCAACCGGACCAAAUAAUAUUUACUGAUGUUGCCAUGAAGGGAGAACAUAUUAGACGCAGUUCUUUGGCAGAUCUCUGUCUUGACACGCCAUUAUGCAAUGGGCACACAACUGGCACAGAUGUUCUCUGGGCUGGUUUGCCAAUGUUGACGCUUCCCUUAGAGAAGAUGGCUAGCAGGGUUGCUGGUUCACUGUGUUUGGCGACUGGUGUUGGAGACGAGAUGGUGGUUUACAGCCUGAGAGAAUACGAAGAAAAGGCGGUGUCUUUGGCAUUAAAUAGACCAAAGCUUCAGGAUCUUACCAAUAGAUUGAAGGCUGCUCGCUUGACUUGUCCUCUCUUUGACACUGCUCGCUGGGUGAGAAACCUUGAGCGAGCCUACUUCAAGAUGUGGAAUUUAUACUGUGCUGGCCAGCAUCCUCAGCCAUUCAAAGUGACUGAGAAUGAUUUAGAAUACCCUUAUGACAGAUAGUAUGAAAUGCAAUGCAAGAUAACAACAUCGUAGAUAUCCUGAAGAGCAUAAGUUAAGGUAGAAUGAUUUAUUAUGGAGAUUAUAUUGUGUUAUAGGUAUUUAAGUGCUGGAGCUGUCAGGCCUUGAAACUCAGGUAAUUGUUGCUUUGCACUUACGGGAUGAUUGGAGAAGGGGGGAAAGAUCUGCUUAAUUUUUUUUUUUCGGAGUGCAUUGCUCCUCUCCAUCUCUAUUUUUCCACUGAUAUUUCUUUCUUUGGUCUUUCCUCUUGAGGAACAAUAAUGGUGUUGUUGUGACAUUCAA
This is a messenger RNA of Chenopodium quinoa (quinoa), 3632 nucleotides long. RefSeq names its product probable UDP-N-acetylglucosamine--peptide N-acetylglucosaminyltransferase SEC. Gene Ontology annotation, molecular function: protein binding; protein N-acetylglucosaminyltransferase activity. The transcript has 28 exons. The record is from RefSeq and is a predicted model, not a curated record. The coding region runs from base 261 to 3332 and encodes 1023 amino acids. NCBI's taxonomy places the organism in Eukaryota, Viridiplantae, Streptophyta, Magnoliopsida, Caryophyllales, Amaranthaceae. Gene Ontology annotation, biological process: protein O-linked glycosylation.